ACGAAUAAAGCGUAAACUCUCAUCAGAGUAUUCAGACUCAGAUAGCACUAGCUUCAAAAAAAUUUCACCUUUUUAAACCUUCUUUUAAUAUUCAAGAUCCUUAAAACAAAAUUCCCAUUUCUUAAGAUUCAUAUUCUUCUUCUUCUUCUUCUUUUCUUUCUUGUUCAAGUCAACAGUUUCUUGGAAAAUGUUAUAGAAGGGUGAAAGUCAUGAUGGGUGGUGGUGCUGGUGCUGGUGCUGGCGCUGGCGCUGGCAGUGCCGGUGCCGGUGGCGGUAGAGUUGAAGUGAUAAGUAGCAAGGGAUGUUCACGGUUGUUUGUUGGCUUGUCUCCUUCUCUUCCUUCUUUUAAAAGCGUGCAAUCCUUUGAAGCAACAAUGUCUCCUGCCUCCUCCUCUAUUGGCUCUGAAUCGCUGCUUCAUCUUCGGUCCAACGCUCCCUUUUCCGGCCUUGUAAUUUGUGUCACCGGUCUCUCCAAAGAGGCAAGGAAUCAGGUCAUGGAAGCAACAGAAAGAUUGGGUGGCCAGUACAGCCCCGAUUUGCAUCCUCAAUGCACCCAUUUAGUAGUGCAGAGCUUUGGUGGACGUAAAUUUGAGCAUGCUCUGAAACAUGGAUCAAGAAAUGGACUCUUUGUUGUUACCCUUGGAUGGUUUGUAGAUAGUGUAAGGAAGAAUGUGAGGUUGAAAGAAUCGCUCUACACUGUUAAGAGUAUAAAGGAAUAUGGUAUGCACUUGGACAAGUUGAAUCGACUUCAAACAGGUACCAACAACUCAUGUUUUCCAGCUGGCAUUUAUGAUGCAAAGCAGUUUGACGUGAAUGCAAAACCAAAUAAACAUUUCUCUGAAAGAGACUCUAAUAGAAGCAUGGAUUCAACCCUAUCUGGCCACUCAAUGUAUGUUGAUUCAGACAUUUCAGAAGAACUUCGGAAUAAGGUCUUUGAGGCAGCUGCUAGAGAAGGUGCUACACUUGUAGAUCAAUGGUUUGUUGGUUGCAAUGCAAGUCAUGUAGUAUGUGAAGAGACUUCUGUCCAGAGAUAUCUUGGCCUUUCUAACAACAUUGUCACGCCUCUUUGGGUUCUGAAAACAGCAAAGGAGAAGAAUGUGCAGAGGCUUGUUCACAUGUCAGCUGAUUUGGCCAGGCAGGUUGGAACUAUGCUUGAAAAUCUUCAAAAUGGCACUGUAAGAGAGGAAAUUAAUGGUGGAAAUGUUCCUCAAGAUGGUAAGAGCUGUAUAAGUAAAGCAAGCUAUGAAGAAAGGCAACAGAUUGUAAAUUUGGCUAAAACUGGUGUCAGAAAUCGGCGUGGUCGUCGUAUGCAGACUUGCCAAACCCCAAUACGUCCAUUAACCCCAAGCAGCCUUCUGGAUUCAAUAUGCUGGUCUGUCUCUGAGCCAACUUCAACUGCUUCUAUAUACACAGACUCUUUCAGUGGUGAGGAUGUUAGUGAACAUCAGUCAUCCAUAUUCUUUGAUGCAAAGGAGGAUAGCAAGUAUUCAGAAGCUUCAUUUGCUAACUUAACCAGAUUGCUUACAGAAAGUGAAAAAAGCGAGUUGAUAUUUAAGAACCAUUUUCUGACCAUACUCUUUCCUGUUGAUCGAUUUACUGAGAUGGGGCCUUCUUCGCGAACAUAUUUCAGUGAUAAUGGCUUCACAUGUUUGCAGGUGUUAGAUCAUAUCUAUGAAUUUUAUCAGGAGAACAUGUCACCUCAUGAGAUCAUUUCAGCUAUUCACACUGAUUCAAGGCAUGCUGACCGGCUACGUGCGGUGUACUCCAGUAAAGAGACAGCAGAGCACGGUUAUGUAAAUUUUAAACGAAUUGAAUUCUUAGGAAGCCGUAGAAGUUUUGAGAUGUUGAAGCACGUAAGCGGGGAUAACAAUAGUAAUGUAUAUGAGCUCUUGCUGAGAGCAUGAUAUUAUCUUAACAGGGUUUCAAGUCCCCUUGUACUCGUUUCAACACAACGGUGCUGGUGAUACUGACUUGUCAGCUACACACAAUAAUCCUUGUGCCUCCAUUAGGUACAAAUCCAUGGACCGAAAGCGGAGAUAAGAAGGAGAGAAUUCUGCUUUGUGUCAUAGAAUUACUUUUUAUGUAUACAUGUUCUCGCAUUUGAUGUGUGUAAUGAACAGAAAAUGAGUGAUACCCUAAAUAUCAACGUGUGUAUAGAGUAUACCCCGUUUGAGUGCUUUGAUAACAAUGUAAAUUGUAGACAUUUUUGUAUGAUUUUGAGGCUUUGCUAUCAAUUGUAAUUUGAUCCGUUUCAUGCAUAAGUGCACUUGUCCCAUAAAUGCAUGGA
Messenger RNA from Pistacia vera, 2287 nucleotides. RefSeq lists its product as uncharacterized. Lineage: Eukaryota; Viridiplantae; Streptophyta; Magnoliopsida; Sapindales; Anacardiaceae. Bases 210 to 1904 code for a protein of 564 amino acids. The transcript has 10 exons. The record is from RefSeq and is a predicted model, not a curated record.